AUGGCAGAAACCGCAAUAACCGAUAGUGAACAUAUUGUUCUGAGUGAUGGAGAAGAAGAAGAGUCUGGAAUACAACUGGGUGUAUCAGUAGGAGAAAACGGCGGCGAUGAUGAUGAUGUCCAGAUGAUAAGUGUGAGCACAGCAGGACAAAUAUCUACCGCUGCCGAAGAUGUAAAUCACUUGGUCUAUCAGAGCGCUCCUAGUGAAAAUGCUCCUCAUCAGCAAAGACACCACCAUGCCUGUAGAAUCCAUAGAGUACGAAGAAUUAGGAGGGUCUCUCGUAUCGAUGAUGAUGAUGUUCAAAUUACUGGUAUUUUUUCAAGGCCUCCUAGACAUCAAAGUGCCUCAAAUCCGACUAUGUCCACGGAAGAGGCACGCAGAGAACGACAGAGACGUGAGUUACAUCUUCACGAAGAGAGACAAAGAUAUUUAGAGUCUAUUAGAGUAAGAAGAGAACGAGAGUUUCUAAGAUUUCGGCGAAUGGCUGCAAGAUAUCGAGCUAGGCAAGAAAGCGCAAGAUUAAGAGAUGAAGCAAGUUGGGAAGGACCAUCUCAACACAGACGGCUCAUGCCGUUUCGUGAUUACAUGCUCUUUGGAAAUGAGCCCGAUAUUGAGUUUGGUCCAGAUGGGCAGAUGAUUAAUGCAUACGCUGAUCCUAAUGGUGGAAAUAGUUUAUGGAGUAAUGACGGUCGGGAAAUUGGCUAUUUCACCCCUUAUUAUAUGAACAGGGGUGCAAGAAGAAAUAUGGAAACGCUAAUUAACCGUCCAUAUGGUGCCCUCAGCAACGAGGAGGAAAGACUGUUCCAGGCAGUACUUCAACGUAGUAUUGAAGACACUGGUGAAGUGUCACAUAGGCCAACUGUCGAUCAACUUAGGAAGCCAGAGAUUCCUAAAAGCGCCCGACCAGGAUAUUCAAGGGCGGUUGAGCCAGAGCUAGAUGUGGUAUGUGCUCGUUGUGAGACUGAAUUGGGUGUAGGACUCACGAGUGACAUGAAGUUGGACAAGGGGAAAGAACAGGAGACUUCACAAGAAGCUUCCGAUCUGGUCAUUACCGAAGCCGACAGGCUCCUAUCGAAGAGAGUAUUCUUUGCCCGUUGCGGUCAUGUCUAUUGUGGUCGUUGCGUCAAUGCCACUGUAAACAGAAGAAACAACAAGAAGCGCAAAGGCAAAAAGGGUCCAGACCCUACACGGAAAUGUAGUGUACCUGAUUGUGGCCAGUCAUUUUCUAGAGUGAAAAAGCCUUUCAGUGAGAUUUACUACUAA
This is a messenger RNA of Sugiyamaella lignohabitans, 1263 nucleotides long. RefSeq lists its product as uncharacterized. The coding region runs from base 1 to 1263 and encodes 420 amino acids. Gene Ontology annotation, cellular component: SUMO-targeted ubiquitin ligase complex. NCBI's taxonomy places the organism in Eukaryota, Fungi, Ascomycota, Dipodascomycetes, Dipodascales, Trichomonascaceae. The transcript has a single exon. Gene Ontology annotation, molecular function: ubiquitin-protein transferase activity. The record is from RefSeq and is a predicted model, not a curated record.